ACAAGAGACGUAAUUACGGAAUUCAGACGGAAAUUUGAAGGAUAUUCAGUCUUUAAUUUCAGAACUAUCGAGGGAAACGUGUGCCAAAACGUGGUUGUAGAAAUUCAUAACGCAUCCACAGUACAUUUUGUGCUAAAAGAUUUACAGGUCCCUUCUGUUGUUACACAAAUUUUUACCGAAUACCGCGGAACAAAUACGUCUUGCUACUACCCAGCUUUCCCUGUCCUGGCAGACCAGCCGUUGCGAUUGUUUCCAACAGGUGAUCGCUGCGGGACCGGCCAGAACCUGAUCAAGUUUGGGAUCAAUACAACUGCUCAGUGCUUGGUGG
Molecule: messenger RNA, 328 nt
Organism: Ostertagia ostertagi
Lineage: Eukaryota; Metazoa; Nematoda; Chromadorea; Rhabditida; Trichostrongylidae
Source: the annotation of a GenBank genome assembly